UGCUUCCUUUCGGUUCCCGGUCGCGUCGGUUCUCCUUCAGUGCGCGCUUCUUCCCUCCUUCCUCCUUCUCCUCCCUCCGACACACAAACCUCCGGCUCGUUCAGAUGACAGCGGAGGUGCAUCCCACAGGUGUGUAGCUGCCAAGUGAGCCGCGGCUUCUGGAGACACAUGCACACCUGGAAUUUAUCAUGUGACUCGUCACCUGGGCGUGGAGAAAGUCCCGGUCUUCUAACCAGAGACUCUUUUGUUGAGGAGUUGCCCGUGUCGCCUCUGAUCGGGAUCUGAUACAACCAAGUAGCCCUGUUUUUCUACGGAAUAGUGCCUUUCUGAAACCUGCCAACGGGACGCGUGAGGAAGAGUAAAAUGUAAACUUGCUUACGGAUUUUUUUUUUUCUUACUAUCAAUCCAUCGUGGUGGGGAAUUCUUCAGUGUUUGGACUGUUCGCGCUUGUGCAACUACUCUCUUCGCUCUUUUUUUUUUUCUCCUCCAAGAGCCCAGGCCCUUAAUGAAGCUGGGGGUCAGCGGCAGUGUGCGGCUAAUUGGCCAAGUUCGCCUGGGGCUCCGGCUGCCUGUGAUUGAAGUGUCCAGUGAGCGCCCACUGUGCAGCCACCGCUGCACCCUACUCUGUUUUACUCCAACAGCCAAGACGCUCGCUGCACCUCUGCCGGCCUCUCCCUAAGAUGGCAAGCUGGGUCUCCCUCCUCCUUUUCCUCUACUGCCAGUCAAUCUCACAAGCCCAGGAGGAGAGCAGCAACAACCCAGUCUUGGAGUUCACCUCCGAGACUCCCAUUAACAAUGUGGUCCAGGACCCCCAAACUGGUCGCAUCUACCUGGGAGCGGUCAACACCAUCUUCCAGCUGGGGCCAUCCCUCCGCCAGGAGGCUCGUGCCGAGACGGGCCCCAAAGAAGACUCCCGGACCUGUACGCCUCCAGCUUCAGCCUGCCAGGACACGAAGCCCAUGCCCAACCUCAACAAGCUCAUGCUGGUCCACCCAUCCAACGGUUCGCUUAUAGUCUGCGGCAGUCGAUACCGAGGCAUCUGCUCCCUCCUCAACCUGUCCAACGUGGAACAGCAGCUGUAUUACAGUGACAGUAAAGGAGAGAAGACUUAUGUGGCGAGCAUAGAGGACAACGUUAACGUGGUGGGCGUCAUGUCCACCUAUUCAAAAGAGGCGCAACCCUUAAAUGUGUUUGUUGUUGGGAAGGGCUAUGGAACCCUGGACAGUACAAAACUCAUCAGCACACGAAUCCUUCAGGACUUUAAGGAAUGGGUCGUAUUUGAGAGCAUCAUCGAGGCGUCCACAGUACAGACGACGCCAUUUGUUCCCAAGUACCUGCACGACUUCCGACAUGCCUUCAAAGAGGAUGGAUUUGUUUAUUUCCUCUUUUCUCGGACACUUGACGGUACAGACAACAAAAACCUAACCUUUGUGUCUCGUCUUUGCGAGGAUGACCACCAUUACUAUUCCCACACAGAGCUCCAGCUAAACUGUGGUACGAAUAACCGAUACAACAAAGUCCAAGCAGCUUAUGUGGCUUCUCCAGGAAAAGAGCUGGCGCGGGUCAUGACUGAAUCAGGUGUGUAUGGGAAGGUCGUGCCGUGGAGUAAAGUCCUGUUCAUGGUGGCGAGCCCGGAUGACGACGACAGCGACUCAGCUCUCUGCAUGUACCCGCUUAACUCCAUCAAUGAGCGGCUGGUGGAUAUCAUCAGCGCAUGCUACAGUGACUCCGGAAAGAUUUCUGGGUUUCCUGCUGUGGACAUACCCUACUCCUCUAAAACUGACGAGUUUUGCACGUCAAGAAUUGCGAAGGAUACGUUGGAAAACUUCAAAUGUGGUGCAGACUUUCUGCCUUCCCCUCUGGCAAGCAAGCCCAGAUUUGCCUUAACGGCAGAUGCAGCGCUGACCAAGUCGGGCCUUCUGACCGCCGUGGCAGUUGCCGUGGAGAAUGAUCACACCAUCGCCUUCCUGGGCAACAACCAGGGAGAGGUCUUCAAGGUGCACCUCACCACCGAGCCAUAUGUGUACAGCAAGGUUCCUGGCGACACCAGAGGAGAGAAGGUCAACAAAAACCUCUUCUUUGACCUCAGUCACAGCCACCUCUACAUUACCACUGAGAAAAAGAUCACCAAGGUGCCGGUGCAGACGUGCCUCCAAAAGAAAGACUGCCAAUCAUGCGUGGAACUGAGGGACCCUUACUGUGGCUGGUGUGUCCUGGAGGGAAGGUGUACCAGGAGGUCUGAGUGCCGACGGGCAGAGGAGAAGAAUGGCUGGUUGUGGAGCCCGAGGCAGCAGUGUGUCAAGAUUGUAUCCUUCUAUCCCCCGAACCUUUCCUGUAAAAAGACUGACAAGGUGAAGAUCAACAUCCCCUCCCUUCCGUCAAUUGGAUCCUCUGACCGUCUGCACUGCAGCAUUGAGUCUUUCCAGAGUGAUGGCACCAUGGUGGACUCUGGUCAGGUCUCCUGUGAUCUGCCCCAGCCUUCGCUUAUACCGCAAACACCUGAGGACCAAGAUUUCGUGGCCGUGGCUGUGAGGAUUUUUGUCAAUGAGACUGUGGAGCUGGCAACGCGGGAGUUCAAGUUCUACAACUGUGCCGCCACAGUCAGGAAAUCUGAAAACACACCGUGCAUGUCAUGCGUUGCCAGUCCGUGGGGAUGCCAGUGGAACACACGUGACCACACCUGCAGCGAUACAGACGACAACAUAGUGGGCCCCAACAUCAUCAAACAGCGGCAGGGAGCAAAGUGUCCUCAGUUCGAGAAUCCAGAUCCUGUGCUGAUCCCUGUGGGCUACAAGACUCGAAUCAGCUUUGAAGGGAUAAAUUUGAACCUCUACCAGGGUCAUCCCUUCACCAUCGGCACUGAGCUGAUGAGGAAUGCGGAGGAAGAGGUCAUUUUCGAGGAGGGGCCGUUCUACACUUUCAGCGGCUUCAAUUUUUCCUACGAUAAGUCACCAGAGACCAAUGUUCUUUUCUACGUGAAGGACAAGGAGUCUGGCAAGAAGAUGGACAGCACGCUGAACGUCACCCUGUACAACUGCUCCAUGGGCAGGGAGGACUGUAGUCUCUGCAAGAACGCCGACCCAAAGUACAGGUGUGUGUGGUGCAGCAGGCAGAAGGCGUGCGUGUACGAGAAGCUCUGCAAUCAACAAGGCUCUGAGGAUCCUCACAACGCCGAGUGCCCCAACCCCGAGAUCACCGACAUCAUCCCUCGGUUUGGCCCCCUGCGGGGAGGCAUCGCCAUCACCAUCCGUGGCUCCAACCUCGGCAUCCACAAGGAAGACAUUAAAGAAAUCACAGUGGUUGAGGAGCCCUGUAUCCAUCAGGAGGAAAAGUACUCCGUCUCCACAAGUGUGGUGUGUGAGAUUGGCCCUGUUGAAAUUACUAAGGACCACUGGGGCCAUGUUGAAGUGGAGGUGAAUGGAGGGAAAAGAGGAACCUCCUCCAUGUACUUCACCUACAGGGACCCAAUUCCGGAAGCGGUGAAGCCUGCCAGAGGUCUUAAAGCAGGGGGAACCCUCAUUACAAUAUCUGGCCAAUUUCUAGACACUGGCAGUAAGGAUGAUGUCCAGGUUACCAUCGGAGGGGUGGACUGCGCUGUGGAGCACUUCGGAAAAGAGAUCACCUGCAGGACAGGAGAAUACCGAGCGGAUAAGGUGCCCUCUGACCCUCUCACCGUCACAAUGAAGUAUGGAAAGAGUACCACAAAAACCAUCCCAAGUGCCUUCCAGUUCUUAGAAAACCCCACUGUGCUGGAUCACCACCCCAAAGGAAGCUUUGUCUGUGGCGGGAGGAACAUUGUGGUGACCGGCUCCGGUUUUGACCUAAUCCAGACUGCUGUCAUAAAAGUCCAGGGAGGAAACUUGACAGCUUCCGAGAACGCCCACGGGAAGAACGACACGGUGAUCCAGUUUUGGUCCCCGACGGUAAACGGCUCCCUGAACCAGCACUUUAAGACGUACAUCCACCUGGACAACUGGGUGAAGGAACUGAAGCCGUUCGACUACCACCCCGACCCCAGCUUCAACGAGCUCACCAAGAAGGUCAUCACCGAGGCCAGCAUCAUCAUCGUCACUGGUCGGGGAUUCUCCAGAGCGAUGACGGCCAAAGAGGCUCAAGCGUUUGUGGGCGACGUUCAGUGUCUGGUCAACACGCUUCAGGAUGACAAGCUGUUCCUGGACCCACCUUCCUCUACGCCCAGCGCUCGCUCCAGACGGCACCGCAGAGACACCCGACCGGAGCUACUGGAUCUGAUGAUCAAGUUUGGAAAAGGGGAGUGGUUGGUCGGCUCUGUGCAGUACGAGAAGAAGAACGAUUUGUCGCUCUACAUCAUCAUCCCUGCUGUCAUUUUGCCCAUGCUGCUCAUCAUCAUUAUCUCCGUCUACUGCUACAGGAGAAAGAGUCAACAGGCGGAGAGGGAGUACGAGAAGGUGAAGCAUCAGCUCGAGAACCUGGAGGAGAGCGUACGAGACCGCUGCAAGAAGGAAUUCACAGACUUGAUGAUUGAGAUGGAGGACCACACUAAUGACCUGAGUGAGGGACGAAUCCCCUUCCUGGACUACAAGACCUACACGGACCGGGUCUUCUUCCUGCCCUCUAAGGACGGUGCCAAUGAUGUGAUGAUCACAGGGAAGCUAGACAUCCCAGAGGCUCGAAGGGCCACAGUGACUCAGGCACUCAACCAGUUCUCCAACCUCCUGAACUCCAAGACGUUCCUCAUUAAUUUUAUCCGAACCCUGGAGCGCAGUCAUGACUUCAAUGCCAGAGCCAAGGUGUACUUUGCCUCCCUGCUGACGGUGGCUCUUCACGGGAAACUAGAGUACUACACCGACAUCAUGAGAACGCUGUUGCUGGAGCUGAUGGGGGAAUAUGUCCACAGCAAGAAUCCCAAACUGAUGCUGCGCAGGUCAGAGACAGUUGUGGAAAGGAUGCUGUGCAACUGGAUGUCCAUCUGCCUUUACCAGUUUUUGAAGGACUCUGCAGGCGAGCCCUUGUACAAACUGUUCCGAGCCAUCAAGCACCAGAUCGAGAAAGGGCCUGUAGACGCCAGAGUGAAGAAAGCCAAGUACACCCUCAACGACACAGGCCUGUUGGGCGACGACGUAGAGUACUCGGUCCUGACCUUGCAAGUGCUGGUUCAAGGCGAGGGUCCAGACGUCACGCCCGUCAAGGUGCUGAACUGUGACACCAUCUCCCAGGUGAAAGAGAAGAUUAUUGAGCAAGUGUACAGGAACCUGCCAUACUCCCAGAGGCCCAAGGUCGACAGUGUCACUCUGGAGUGGCGCCCCGGCUCAACGGGGCAGAUUCUGUCAGAUCUGGAUCUGACGUCACAGAAAGAAGGCAGAUGGAAACGCAUCAACACUCUGGCACACUACAAUGUACGAGAUAACGCCACAUUAGUUUUGUCCAGAGUUCUACACACUCAACAGAACUACGACCAGAACCAGGAAAACCACGAAGAGCGAAAUGCUCUGCUGGAAGAUGAUAAAGUGUUUCACUUGGUGAGGCCAGCAGACGAACUGGAUGAGAUUAAAUCUAAAAGAGGAAGCAUAAAGGACAAGUCAAUGACCAAAGCCAUUACAGAGAUCUAUCUAACACGACUCCUCUCAGUCAAGGGAACACUGCAGCAGUUUGUGGAUGACUUCUUCCGCAGCGUGCUGUGCUCUGGGGCAGUGGUCCCACCAGCUGUCAAAUAUUUCUUUGACUUCCUGGAUGAGCAAGCGCUGAAACACAACAAUGUGGAUGAGGAAACCAUCCAUAUCUGGAAGACUAAUAGCCUGCCUCUACGGUUCUGGGUGAACAUCCUCAAGAAUCCCCACUUCAUCUUUGAUGUCCAUGUGUCUGAAGUGGUGGACGCCUCGCUCUCCGUCAUCGCUCAGACCUUCAUGGAUGCCUGCACCAAGAGCGAGCACAAACUCAGCCGGGACUCUCCAAGUAACAAACUACUCUAUGCAAAGGAGAUCUCCACCUACAAAAAGAUGGUGGAUGAUUACUACAAGGGCAUCAGGCAGAUGGUGCCCGUCAGUGACCAGGAUAUGAACACUCAUUUGGCAGAGGUGUCGCGGUCUCACACAGACAAACUGAACACACAAGUGGCUCUCCAUCAGCUUUACCAGUACGCCAGCAAAUACUAUGAUGGGAUCAUCGCAUCCCUGGACGAGGACCCAGCUGCCCAGAGUAAACAGCUGACCCUGCGGCUCCAGCAGAUAGCAGCCGCCCUGGAAAACAAAGUGACUGAUCUCUAACCCACUGAGUGGAGGAGGGGAGGGAAAGAGGGAGGGAGGGAGGGAUAUCGCCAGUGACUACAGGAGCUUACUUCUUCUUUUCAGAGAAUAAAACAUAAAAACAAGGAAAUAUGAGAAGAGACUCAUGUGGGCGUCUAUAUUGAACAACUCGGCUAGGGGCAAUUUUCUGUUCUGUGGAGUAACGGGGAAUAAUGAAAUGCAGAUAGAGAGCAAAAAGAGGGGAAGAAAAUGAUGGGUUACACUGUCAUAGGUACGCCUUAAAGCUUACUUGCCAAACCUUAAAGGUCUGCGCGCUCACUCAUGCUUCACUGAAUAUUACUCCCACAAUGCAGUGCGGGAGAACUCUCUCUGAGAAUUAAGCUCCUCUGUGGAACACUGGCAUAGGAGAUAAUCAGAUGUUCAAUUUCUCUCUGUGUAGAAAAGGUUUUAAGAGUUGUAUUAUAUAUUUUUUUUAUUGUGCAGUCUUUAUGCGGAAAGCUUUAUAAGGAAAAAAAAUAUCUUUUUAAAUGGAUCACCUGUGGUGCGGAUAGUGUUUUUAUUAGCCUGUGUGUGCGUCGACGUCUGCGUGAAGUGCAACAUGUGAACAAGAGCGCGUGUUGCUGAACUUGAGUGUGUGUUCACGUGUGAAUGUGUGGGAAUGUGCAUGCACACACAGGAUGCCUACUGUCAGGCGUGAGGGCGAAGGGACGCCUGCUUUCUGUCAUUUUAAUCCCCCAUACCCGGUAACACACUGGAGCCUGCGCUCUCACAGAGCUUUAUGACAGAGACCAAAGGGUCCUCACAAGGACACUGGUUAAUCUAGCAAUGUACAGGCUCAUAUGAAUGACAGGUCACGGGUAGUUUCAAAAAAGUUUGAGUUAAAUAUUUUGCUUUUGACUCAGAUUUGCUUUGACCUGGAUUGCCAUUUGUGCUUGUGGAAAUCGAUAAUAGCACAGUCUGUCUCCCUUUAUUGUACAGUGCCAUGAAACAUUCCACUUCAACAAAAGCACAGAAGGACAUUUCAGAUGUUUUUUAAGACAUUUCAGUUAAUGACUCUUCAGAUAUUUCUUCUUUGCUAUAAAACUUUUUCUUUUAAGUGUCAGCAAGAAGCAGCUUUAUUCUGCCAUGGAGCCAUGUCACUCAUAUUAGCCCUGCAAUAAUGUCAGUAUACCAUGAGCCACAAUCAACAGUUGCAUUAGCUUACAAAAUGUAUUUGAAUACAGUAGCAAUUCAGCAAUAUGUUAAAAACUAUCCAAAUUGAUUCAUGCAUUGUUUGCGUUUAUGAUUUCGAGUGCCAUUGUUUUUUUAGUGUUACCCAUGUAAUGUUCCAAAUAUUCUUCAAGCGUUCUGCCUCUAAAGCUAUGAAAUAGCCUAUUGCUGAUGUUAAUAAUCUGCCAGAGAUGCAGUUGGUAGUUCAAUGGCAUGUUCUGAACAAAUUAUAGUGGUUUUAGCCUUUUGUAUGAUGUUGGGGAGGUUGGGUUCAAUCAUGUACAUAAUUGUUAUAGUAAUUGGAAUAUUGAUAUGUCAAUGUCAGAGCCGAGGCGUCGACGGCGUAGGAACGAGGGUUUGAGAUUUCUUGGGCCAUUAAACGCCAUCCCUAAAUUGUAGGUCUUGCUGUUGACAGAUGAUUUAAUUGUACUCCCUGUAUCUGAUCAUGGAUGUGUGUAGUUGACAGAGCAUAACGAGCUCCAGAGACCCCAGAAUGUUAACGAUUCCUGCCUUGGCUAGAGAGAGGUUUGCACAGACCUCGAGCCUGCCUGCCUGCUGUCUCAGCAUGGCACCCUGGCAUCCCGACCAACAGCACUUGGCACUGCCCACUCAGCGCAGUGCAGAGUGGCACUCUGUAUAAUGGAAUCAGCAGGGGAGGCUUUUGAUCUUAAUUGCAUGCCGACUGCAGACUCCAUCCUUGUCUCCGCUGUUGUUUACUGCUGACUCCUUUCUCACUGACAGAGUUGAUGCAAGAAGCUUCUUUCAGAGCCUUUCUUUAACCGAAAAUGUGCCUUAUUGAGUAGGAUGAUACAUAUAUAUUGUUUCUAAAUUAUUCUAUUGGUAACCUAGGUGAUUAUGAUGAUGAUAGUGCUAUAGACACAGCAAUGUACUUGGACUUGUGAUCUUAUGUGUGCUGUCUAAAAUGCUAGAUGCCCUGCUGCAGCCGUUUGCGUGCCAAUAGGCUGAAGACAUUUCAGUAUGAUUUCUUUUCUGGUUGCAGUUUUGAUGUGUGCAUUUCCUUUGGGUGUCUGUGGUGUGUGCUUAGUAGGACUUUGGUGGCUAAGGCAAAAAGCCAAAAUGAAUAAAUGUAAAACAGUGGCCAAUGUGAUUUGGGUUUCCCUUGAAAAUGUCUGGCAUUCCUAAAUUAGUCUGAAGUCAAAAGGGUAUCCUUAUGUAGACUGAAUAUAGCGCAAAACUGUUCCAAUGGUGUUAAUUUUUUGCCCUGUGUUUCUAAGCUAUUCCACAGUGUGUACGAUAAAUGACUAUCUAUACUCGACAAAUGAUCUUUCUUACUGCUGUGCAGUUAUUAUUUUUAUUUCUUGUUUCCUAUACCAUAUAAAUCUUUGUAAAACACAUUGAAAUACUGUAUUCUAACUGUAUAAUCCUAUGCAUUGAGUCCUGGGACAAAAAAAAAAAAAACAAAAGAGAGAAAAAAAAACUGUUUGUGCAGUUGUCGAGACUUUUUUCCAUUUUGAAACUUGUGAAUGUGCUGUAAUGAUUAAAAACAAACUGGGACACUCCAUUUUCAGUACAAGACCAUCAAUGGAAGCCAACGUUUUCCUCCCCAUCCAAGGCAGCUCAGAAGAUUCUCGAUCUUGUACCUGAUCUGGUUGUACUGGAUGAACUUAAUUUUACAAAAGUUGUGUGUGGACGGAGCAGUUUCCCACAGAUUUCAUCAUACACUCCUCCGUGAAUAAACUCAGAGACGUAUACGCCCUUCA
Molecule: messenger RNA, 9151 nt
Organism: Stegastes partitus (bicolor damselfish)
Lineage: Eukaryota; Metazoa; Chordata; Actinopteri; Pomacentridae
Gene: plxnb2b
Product: plexin b2b
Exons: 37
Coding region: 681-6242 (1853 amino acids)
Biological process (GO): negative regulation of cell adhesion; regulation of GTPase activity; regulation of cell migration
Cellular component (GO): semaphorin receptor complex; plasma membrane
Molecular function (GO): semaphorin receptor activity; protein binding
Source: RefSeq, a predicted model, not a curated record